CAGUGCUUCCAUACGCGUUCAAACAACUUGCUGGCACAAUCAGCCCUAUAUUUCUCGAUUUAGAGUUGUUUUUUAUGUUCAGGAGGAUUUUACGCGUUUUGUAAUGUGUUAAAGUUUGUUCUGGAGCCGUUGUCUCGUAGGAAAAGUGUGGUAGCUUCUUCCUUUUCAGCUCAAAAGCAGCGGGGAAAAUGUCCAGCUGAGGAGCGGAAAUCCUAAGAGCUCUGGGCCUGUUUUGGUAAUGAUUGGUCAACUGUUUCGACAAUGGCAGUAAAGGCAAAAGUUUUAUACGACUUCUCUGCAGAACCUGGCAACAAUGAGUUGACAGUUAAAGAAAAUGAGACAAUCACAAUUACCAAUCAGAGUAUUGGAGGUGGUUGGGUGGAAGCACAAAACUCCAGAGGGGAAGUAGGACUAGUACCAGAAGACUAUAUUGAGGUGACUGCAUCAUUACCGUCUUUUCCCGCUGCAGCACCUCCUGCUCCCAAUCCAGGAAAUGUAGCCGCUCCAGACCUGUCCUUCUUUGACGCCUUUGCUCCGGCUUCUGCACCGCCUCCAAAUCAGGUGGACACUGGGGGUUUGAGUCCCCAGCCUGAUACCCCAGACACCCCACUCUCUCCCUUCUUUUCUUUCCCAGGCGAGGCAAGUAAUGGUAAUGAUCCCUGGUCAACUUGGAAUGCCGAUCCUUCGGGAGGAUCUUCCAACAACUGGGCGUCCAACCCAGAGGGCACUCAGACUGGAAGGAGUGCGGCGCCGGACCCUUGGAGCUCUGGGUCCCAUGGUCAUCCUCAGGCUUAUCAAGGGCCAGGCCCAUAUCCUUAUUUGAUUGAUUACACAGGAGCAGAAGAUGAUGAGUGGGAUGAUGAGUGGGACGACAGAUCUGGAGGUUAUGCGGAGUCUGAAGCUGGAGAGGGCGGAGCCAUGCAGAGAGCUCACACAAUGAAAAUAUCCCUCAAUAAGUUUCCCUUCUCAAAGUCUGGUCCAGAGCUAUACCUCCUUUGCAAACAACUUACUAAAGGCAAAGAGAGGCUACCAAUUUAUAUGGGAGAAGUUGGCGCAGUUUGGUCUUACCCAGACACACAGCUAGACUGUGUUGUAGCUGACCCUAAAAAAGGCUCAAAGAUGUAUGGCCUCAAGAGUUACAUUGAAUAUCAAAUAACACCCAAUACCACAAAUAGACCUGUCAAUCACAGAUACAAGCACUUUGAUUGGCUUUACGAGAGACUUCUGGACAAAUUUGGGUCAGCCAUUCCCAUCCCAUCUUUACCAGACAAGCAAGUGACAGGACGUUUUGAAGAGGAGUUUAUUAAAAUGCGUAUGGAGCGGUUGCAGGGCUGGAUGACCAGAAUGUGUCGGCACCCGGUUGUUUCAAAUAGUGAAGUGUUUCAACUUUUUCUCACCUACAAAGAUGAGAAGGAUUGGAAAAUGGGCAAGAGAAAAGCAGAGAAAGAUGAGACUGUUGGGGUCAUGAUUUUUUCCACAAUAGAGCCUGAAGCUCCAGACCUGGACACACUGGAAGUGGAGCAGAAGUGUGAGCAGUUCAGCAGGUUUACGAAAGCCAUGGACGAUGGUGUGAAGGAGAUCCUCACUGUGGGCCAUGAGCACUGGAAGAGAUGCACAGGCCCAUUGCCUAAGGAGUAUCAGAGAAUCGGCAAGGCUUUCCAAAACCUGUCAUCUGUUUUCACCAGCAGCGGUUACCAGGGUGAAGCCACCCUCACAGACGCUAUGACAGAGGCAGGAAAAACCUAUGAGGAGAUUGCCCAGUUGGUUGCAGAACAACCUAAAAAAGAUCUCCACUUUGUCAUGGAAACAAACAAUGAAUACAAGGGUCUGUUGGGCUGCUUCCCUGACACCAUUGGCGUUCAUAAGGCUGCAAUAGAUAAAGUAAAGGAAGGUGACAAACUGGUUGCAGCUGGUAAAAUCACCACUCAGGAUAAAGUGACCAUGGCCAAACGUGUCAGCACCAUGUCUUAUGCAUUACAAGCUGAAAUGAACCACUUCCAUAGUAACCGUAUCUAUGACUACAACCGGGUCAUGCAGCAGUACCUCGAGGAGCAAAUCAAGUUUUACGAGACGAUCGCAGCAAAACUGAGACAUGCACACAGUCAGUUCACCACUAUGUGAGAAGCCCGGCUGUCACACUACAAGAACCCCUCCAAUAUUCCUGUUUGUACUAUGUUUUUCUGGCCAUGUUUUAUUUAAUUUUUACUUUCAUUCACCUGUGCCUUAGAAAAUAUAACAAUGUGUAGCAAUUGAAUUAGCAGCAGGGCUCUAGCAGCAGAAGAUGACCGUAAUUUUUUGACCCAAAGUCAGUGUAAAAUAUGCUAUAAUUUCAAAGUAAUUAGGCAAAUAGUACUGUGCAAAGGUCUGAGGCAAAUUUUUAAGAAAAGCAAUAAGCAGAGGUUGCACAUGUUUCAAAAAAGUACAAAAUAACAUCACAAUUGCUGUUUCGAAAAUACAUAAAAUUAGAAUAUCAAGUAUAUAAUCUAUAAUUACAAUGAAAGUCAACUCAAAAAGAGACAGAAACUAUGAGUGUAGUCUUCCCUUUAUGAUUAAUUUGAUGGUCUGUUCAGUUAAUACAUUUUUUUUUAAAUAAAUCAUUUUGGUCAAUAUUGCCCACACCUGAUUAUCCAUAGGUUUUAGAAUGAUAAAAAAUUAGGAACCUGGUAUAGCAAUUAACAAUUUUUCCAUUCCAUAAUAUAGUGUUUUAAAGUAAAAAUGUUGCAUGUAGCAGGAUGUUGAAACCUAUGAAUAAGUAUAACACCUCUGUCAAGGCACUGGUCCUUUCUUGCAUUGCUAAAAUUGUGUGUUCUAAAUCUAUGUACCGGUAAAUCACGUUUUAGUUCAUCACAUUGCGCGCGCCUUUGCACAUUACUCUACAAUAAAAUUGAAAAGUUAAGUAUUGUAGUUUGUUGUAGUAUAAGUUUGUGUACAUUAGCUCACGCCUUCUGCUGACCCAGCCUUGUCUUGUUCAGCUUUGCACUUCCUCCAAAUAUAGCAGGAAACUCCCAUCUCCUUCCUCCAGUGCCUCCUCACGUGCCUUAUAUUAUUGAACAAAACAAAAGUGCUUGAAUUGUCUGCCCUGACCAGCAUACUGUGAUACUGCAGUUUACAUUUUACACUUAAUUUUUAAUUUUGCUCACAAUAAAAGUGAAAAAAAUGAAAAUGUCCCAAUGAAGAAAGAUUAGAUUUUGGUGAAACGUGUCCCUAGAAAUAGUUGUUUUAUAUGAAGGUGUAUUAAGCACUAAUAAAUGUAACAAUGUAUUAUAAGCUCUGGUCACAGCCGGAAAAUAUGUGAUGUAUGCAAUUUUACUUCUGCUUUCACCAGCUUGCAAUCAGUCUAAUCUUGUACACUUUUUACUUUCUUAUGACUUCUUAUAAGACAUUCUGAGUAAGUAAUAAGAAAACUAGAAAUGUAACUAUAUACUUUGAGCCCAUCAGUUGCUCCAUAAAUGUUUUAUGUAUAGAGCUAUACCAUAUGUAACGAAAUUCUGUUUGAUUUAUUAAACAAUGAUUUGUA
This is a messenger RNA of Periophthalmus magnuspinnatus, 3517 nucleotides long. RefSeq names its product sorting nexin 9b (gene snx9b). Gene Ontology annotation, molecular function: protein binding; phosphatidylinositol binding. Gene Ontology annotation, cellular component: plasma membrane; cytoplasmic vesicle. The record is from RefSeq and is a predicted model, not a curated record. The transcript is spliced from 20 exons. Gene Ontology annotation, biological process: intracellular protein transport; plasma membrane tubulation; endosomal transport. Lineage: Eukaryota; Metazoa; Chordata; Actinopteri; Gobiiformes; Gobiidae. Bases 262 to 2121 code for a protein of 619 amino acids.